ACGGUAGCGGUACCAAAAUUAAAAUGGUUGGAAUUGCCAAGGGAGGAUCUCCUCAUCAAGUGUCUGCGGAUUAUAUAACAGCUUACGAAAGCCUGGGACUAGAGGAAUACGACAGCGCCGCCGCCGCCGCCGGACAGCGUCCGCCGCCGAAAGUCGUGUCAUUUCUCGGCUCGGUUCUUGAGAAGGCGAUUAUGAUGAAUAAUAAGGCGGCGUGGAAGAAGAACAAGGACAAUAAUAAUAAUAAUAAUCUUCUCGUCGCCGUCUUCCAUGGCAGCAGGGCUCCGUCUCUGACGGUUCAUCAGUACGUGGACCGGAUUUUCAGGUACUCGGACUGCAGCCCGGCCUGUUUCGUGGUUGCUUACAUUUACUUGGACCGGUUCGUUGCCCGGACCGGCGCUGUUCUGACGUCACUUAACGUCCACCGCCUUCUCAUUACCUCCGUCAUGUUGGCCGCCAAGUUUCUCGACGACCGUUGUUAUAACAAUGGAUACUACGCGAAGGUUGGAGGGAUAAGCAACUCAGAGCUGAACAAGCUGGAGUUGAAGCUGUUGACAGCUCUUCAUUUCCAGCUCCACGUUACUCUCCCCACCUUCAACGCCUACUGUCUCCACCUCAUCCGGGAAACCCAAUCUCCGGUCAACCACCCGCGGCGGCGGAGGCCGCCGGUUACACUUUUUGGUUUCACAAAAUACAUUGGGUUCAUGCUUCUCCCUUCCAUCCUUGUACUUGGGUACGAAGCCAUGGAUGAGGUGAAGUUACUUGGGUGUUGGGUGAGUCCAUUUGCUCACAGAGUAAAAUGGACUUUGGAGCUAAAGGGAGUGAAGUAUGAAUACACAGAAGAAGAUCUUUCAAACAAGAGCCAGCUGCUUUUGGAGUCCAAUCCAGUGCACAAGAAAGUCCCUGUGCUUCUUCAUGGUGACAAAGCCAUUUCUGAGUCUGCUGUCAUACUUGAAUACAUUGAUGAGGUCUGGCCUCAGAAUCCCCUGUUUCCAGUAGACCCUUACGAAAGAGCCCUAGCUCGGUUCUGGAUCAGCUUUGCGGCAGAUAAGGGCAGUGUUUACCACUCAUUCAUUGUGUCCAAUGAAGAAAGCAGGGAGAAGAGCAAAGAAGAGCUGAUACAAGUGCUCAAGGUAUUGGAAGAUGAAGCUUUGAAGGACAAAAAGUUUUUUGGGGGAGAUGAGAUAGGAGUGGUGGACAUCAUAUUUGGAAACAUACCUCAUUGGUUUGAAGCCAUGGAAGAAGCUGUUGGUGUGAAAGUAGUUGAACCAAAUACUCUGCCUCGCCUACACGCCUGGGCUCAACGCUUCAAACAAGUUCCCGAGAUCAGCCACAAUCUGCCCCUUUAUCAUGACUUGCUUCUCUUUGUCAAGGGCUUUAGGCAGAGCCUUAUUUCAAACACACCAAAGGCUGCUGCCCAGAGUCUGUAAUCUCAGCACUAUAGUCUGUAAUCAAUAUAUAUUAGUGGGUUUAAUUAAAAUUGAAAAACAGGAGUCUCAAGACUUCAAAAUUGAAAGCUAUUAAUGGCUCUAAAUGUUACAUCUUUCAUAUAAAUAAGAUGCUUGUUUCUUCCUUUUCAUUCUUUUUUUACUAAAUAAUUUGAGUUUUU
Cuscuta campestris is the source of this 1606-nucleotide messenger RNA. The record is from the annotation of a GenBank genome assembly. Lineage: Eukaryota; Viridiplantae; Streptophyta; Magnoliopsida; Solanales; Convolvulaceae.